Molecule: messenger RNA, 4284 nt
Organism: Etheostoma spectabile (orangethroat darter)
Lineage: Eukaryota; Metazoa; Chordata; Actinopteri; Perciformes; Percidae
Gene: mc4r
Product: melanocortin 4 receptor
Exons: 1
Coding region: 458-1441 (327 amino acids)
Biological process (GO): G protein-coupled receptor signaling pathway
Cellular component (GO): membrane
Molecular function (GO): melanocortin receptor activity
Source: RefSeq, a predicted model, not a curated record
CUAAGUGAUGAUCUGCCUGCACUCGUACGGCGAGCUGGUACGCUCUGAUCUCUCUGCCUCUCAUGUUCCUGUUCACUGUUAAUCAGUGUCCCACAUGCGCCUUCCUGCACACACCUUUCUGCUUCACUUUCCACUAAAUCUUUCUCACAUCUUUUUAGGGGAACAUUUAUUUUACCAUACGCACUGAGUGAAGAGAAGGGAGGAGAGCGCUGGGAUUGUUUUUGGCCGAGAGUAACUACAGCAGCAGAUGCUUGAAGAUAAUUGUCGUUCUUGGCAAACCAAAACAAAGGAAGAUUUUUUUUUCGAUCCUCUUCAAGGGUCCCGAGGUUAUUCUCCCAAUUAAUAGGAUGACUGACGAGCGCACACGUUGAGAUUUUUAACAUUGAAAAUCUAGAUGGACCCAUAGCAACAGGGAAAAGAAGACUUAACCCAAGACAGGGAAUUUAAAGGGGACAUUAUGAACACCACAGAUCACCAUGGAUUAAUCCAAGGCUUCUAUAACAGGAGCCAAACCUCAGGCAUUUUGCCACUUAACAAAGACUUAUCAACCGAGGAGAAGGACUCGUCGGCAGGGUGCUACGAGCAGCUGCUGAUUUCCACAGAGGUUUUUCUCACCCUGGGCAUCAUCAGCCUGCUGGAGAACAUCCUGGUUGUUGCCGCUAUCGUCAAAAACAAGAACCUUCACUCACCCAUGUACUUUUUCAUCUGUAGUCUAGCUGUAGCCGACAUGCUUGUCAGUGUCUCCAACGCCUCAGAGACUAUCGUCAUAGCGCUCAUCAAUGGAGGCAACCUGACCAUCCCCGUCACGUUGAUCAAAAGCAUGGACAAUGUGUUUGACUCCAUGAUCUGUAGCUCUCUGUUAGCGUCCAUCUGCAGCCUUCUGGCCAUCGCCAUUGAUCGCUACAUCACCAUCUUCUACGCGCUGCGAUACCACAACAUUGUCACCCUGCGACGAGCAAUUUUGGUCAUCAGCAGCAUCUGGACGUGCUGCAUUGUGUCGGGCAUCCUAUUCAUCAUCUACUCAGAGAGCACCACUGUGCUCGUCUGCCUCAUCACCAUGUUCUUCACCAUGCUGGUGCUCAUGGCUUCGCUGUACGUCCACAUGUUCCUGCUGGCCCGUCUGCACAUGAAGCGCAUCGCCGCGCUGCCGGGCAACGCGCCCAUCCAUCAGCGAGCCAACAUGAAGGGCGCCAUCACCCUCACCAUCCUCCUCGGGGUGUUCGUGGUGUGCUGGGCGCCCUUUUUCCUCCACCUCAUUCUCAUGAUCACCUGCCCUAGGAACCCCUACUGCACCUGUUUCAUGUCCCACUUCAACAUGUAUCUCAUCCUUAUCAUGUGCAACUCUGUCAUUGACCCCAUCAUCUACGCCUUCCGCAGCCAAGAAAUGAGAAAAACCUUCAAAGAGAUUUUCUGCUGCUCGCACGCUCUCCUGUGCAUGUGAGCUGCCUGAUAAGUGUGAGCAGAGCUUUGACUCUGAUAGCUGAAAUCAGCAAUUUAAAUGAAACUUGGCCGACAAGGACUUUGAGACCUGUGAGCCGUAAUCACUGUGGACUCAUCGCUGUGGCUCUGUUGUGCCCAGUGUUCUUGCAGUCGGCUGUUAAUGAUUGACCAGUAGGGCGCUCGCCUUUAGUUAUGUGAGUCAGAUUGCUGAAGAGGUAGGUUUACAGACACCUUGUAAAAUAGAGUACAGCUCUGUAUAUGUAGAUAUCUUUUCUCUUUCUCACUCUAAACUAUUGCCUGUCACACUUGUCUCGCUGUUUACUGUCAAAGAAAAUAAUAUGUUUAUCUUAAAGAUCGUUGUGUAUCUACAUGGAUUAUGUCACAUAAAUGUCACAGCUGUUGCAACAGCAGCUUGUCCUUUGGAAAUCUAGCGAAGAGAUUAACACACAGUAGUAUUCGACAGACUACCUCUAUGUUUGAGAGUGCACUCCACCUCAUAACAGGAUAGGACAGAGAUCACUGUGCACACCGCAAGCAAAGAUAGAAAUACAUGUGUACCCCUGUCAUGUACUGUUUUGCAUUGCAGUGAAUGUAAAUAUCUGUACAUAUGUUAUUUCUUCAUUACGCCUCACUGAUUUGAGAUGAAGGCAGUGUAUCCUGCUCAACAAAAGUGGAAUGUUUACCUUUUUUUCAAAUGUGACAUUUUUGUAAGUUAGAGGUUAAACUAUUAGAAAGCACAGGGGAACACACAUAAACUGAAAAUGACUACUUUGUGGAAAUGAGGUGUUACCAGUGAUUUUCCAAGCUGCUCUUAACGGAUAAGUAACACUGAGAUCAAAUUAGAUGCUUCUAGAAAUCACAAAACAAGAGCACAAAGGAAACGUAGCACAUCGCCAGUCUUUGCUGAUCUGCUGUUUCCCGUGUCUAACCCACUCAGCGUAGUAACCACAGGCUAUUGACUGGGAUCUAAAAUGCAGUGGGUUGUAAAAUCACUCACUGGGUUAGAUGUUUACAGCAAUGAGGGUAAUACUUACAUUCCCCUUAGUACGAAUGGUAUGGAAAAUAGAGCUUACCUUAGAGCUUAACUUUAAAAUAGAAAAAGCUGGAAAAUGCCAGUGUAUUUCUCAGGCACAAAAGAUGAUGUAGAUGUAGUUUAGUUUAUCUGCAUCCAUAGACGAAUGGGAACAACAAUUCAAGGUGACCAGGAACCUUCCCGCCAGCGUGUCGUCCCCAGUUUUUGGCACUUUACACCCUUACCUGAUCAGAGACGCUGUUUUUGUUGACCUUCACCACUGAAUUCCCCUUUGAAGCAGGGCAGCAGAAAAGAUUUUAUUUCCUUCCAGGGAUGAAGAGAAAGUCACUUUAAUGUUUGCAAAUCUUGAGUUUUGUCUGAGCAAAUAGCCAAAACAGACCAGAGGCCUGUUCUACAAAGCAAGAUCAACAUGGCCUGGAUUUAUUCCCGUUUCUGUUACGUAACAAUUGCGAUCCCGCAUAAACUGCGUACCGACGGUGUUGAACAUCCAAUUCAAUAAAGCCAGGGUUUCCAAAUCCAGUGACGUUAUCACAUAAAAGAGGUGGUGUUUGCUCCAUAUGAGCAAUCGCAAUCAUGGACGAGUCCACCAAAACCGCAUAUUUUAAACAAGAAGAUAAUCCUACAGUAAUAUGAAGAACACAGGCAAAAAGCAAGACGCUGACGCUGUAAAUGCAUAAAGUACAAGACUUAUAUCACUGCCCAAUGAGUCAGGCACGACAAGAUCUGACCAGAAUUACAUUUCGUGCAUUCCAUAAACUUUGGUCACUGUAGCCUAUGUUCUUUCAGUUGCAUCCUUUGUAGUAGUAAGCGAUUGUGAGAGCACAUGAGCAAUAAAAAAUAAACAUAAUUCAAACCGAUGGGCGCAUUGGCAAUAUACGGCUCAAGAAGCUGACAAAGAUAUUUAACUCCCUCCGCUGAAAAUCUAUAUCUUUCAUGAAAAUACUACAAGUUGUCAGUCUCCAAAUGUUUGAAUUUUUAUGAGUGCACCUCUCUCUCUCUCUCUCUCUCUCUCUCUCUCUCUCUCUCUCUCCCGCACCAAGCUCCACCGGAUCUUCUAAUAACGGUGACGCCGUUAUCAACCGAGUAUUGCCAGUAUUGAUUGGUCAGUAGGCGGUGCUUUUACCCCGAUUGAUCUCUAAUCUCCAACAUAGCCUGAGGUCAGGUGUUCAGCAUGAGUUACCACGGCGAUUUAACUCCGUAACAAGUGACCCACCGCCGUGAUGCACUAAACCCUGGGUUGAGUUCGAUGACACUACCGUCAGUACACCUUUGACUCAUGCCAUCUGUUGCUUUCCAAUCAAGGCUCUUGUGUAUUUCUGGUUGGUGUAGAUGUUGGUGUAAAUGUGCACACGUGGGUUGUUCUAAAUCUCAGCAUGCACACGUGACCCUACAGAGAUCUGUUUCAUCAUGUUUACAGUAUGUAAAAGCCAGAUUUUGGUGAAUGUAUUUUUGUGUUUGUGUCGUGUAACUGGUUGCAUUUCUCCUUGCCUUAAAUAUGUUGCACUGUGGUGUAAAGAGCAACCUUAUCCGCUGUGGCAGUAUUUUAUAAACUGAUGUAGUCAGUAUUUACAUGUUGGCAAGUGCUAUUUUUAAUAAUGCCUCCUUUUUUAUUUAUUAAUGCCUUUUUUUUAAUGCAAAGUGCAUUUUGAAGCUCAUCAAAAAACACAAGGAAAGUGAUGUAAAUGGGUUUCUGUCAAAGCUUUGCCUGGAUUUCGAUUCAUGUGUGCCGAUAUGAAGCUGUUUGCUUGACCAAUGCAUCCUAUGUGAAUUACUGCUGCAAAGUAACUUUAAUAAAUCACACUGUCACCUUA